AUGAGAAUCCACACAGGAGAGAAGCCUUUCGGUUGUGAUCGAUGCGGAAAAAGAUUUAGCCAAAAGUCUAAUUUAAAUAUACAUGUGAGAAUCCAUACAGGCCAAAAGCCUUUCUGUUGUGAUCUAUGUGAACAAAGAUUUAGCCACAAAUCACAUUUAACCACACACAUGAGAACCCAUACAGGACAGACACCUUUUUGUUGUGAUAUAUGUGGACAAAGAUUUAGCUAUAAAUCAAAUUUAAGCACACACAUGAAAAUCCAUACCGGACAGAAGCCUUUCUGUUGUGAUCUAUGUGGACAAAAAUUUAGCCAAAAAACUAAUUUAAACUCACACAUGAGAAUCCAUACAGGACAGAAGCCUUUCUGUUGUGAUAUAUGUGGACAGAGAUUUAGCCAAAGAGCAAAUUUAAACACACACAUGAGAAUCCAUACAGGACAGAGACCUUUUUGUUGUGAUCUCUGUGGAAAAAGAUUUAACUUUAAAUCAAAUUUAAAAGCACACACGAGAAUCCAUACAGGACAGAAGCCUUUCUGUUGUGAUCUAUGUGGACAAAGAUUUAAUGAAAGAGGAACCUUCAACGCACACAUGAGAAUUCAUACAGGACAGAAACCUUUCUCUUGUGAUAUAUGUGGAAAGAAAUUUCGCCAAAAAUCACAGUUAAACACGCAUGUGAUUAUCCAUACAGGAGAGAAACCUUUCUGUUGUGAUCUAUGUGGACAACGAUUUAACAAAAAAGGAACUUUAAAUGCACACAAGAAAAUCCAUACAGGACAGAAGCCUUUCUGUUGUGAUCUAUGUGGACGAAGAUUUAGCCGUAAAGCACAUUUAAACUCCCAUAUGAGAAUCCAUACAGGAGGGGAGAUAGCUAUGCUGUGAAUAUUAACUCAAACCUUACCACUAGGCCCACUCUCCUAGGUAGUGAGAUUUGUAAGUAGUACCAUUUACCCUUUCACAUAUUGCACAACUUGGUCAUAAACGUGGAUAAGUGGCCUUUUGCUAUUCCUGCCUUUCUGGUCUACUGCAAAUGGUGUGAUUCAAAAGUUUUAAAUCAAAGAAAGCACUAAAAGCCAUGCCCAGGA
Fundulus heteroclitus (mummichog) is the source of this 1082-nucleotide messenger RNA. RefSeq names its product gastrula zinc finger protein XlCGF8.2DB-like. The record is from RefSeq and is a predicted model, not a curated record. The transcript has a single exon. Bases 1 to 879 code for a protein of 292 amino acids. Lineage: Eukaryota; Metazoa; Chordata; Actinopteri; Cyprinodontiformes; Fundulidae.